Molecule: messenger RNA, 1227 nt
Organism: Salvelinus namaycush (lake trout)
Lineage: Eukaryota; Metazoa; Chordata; Actinopteri; Salmoniformes; Salmonidae
Product: general transcription factor II-I repeat domain-containing protein 2B-like
Exons: 2
Coding region: 8-1048 (346 amino acids)
Source: RefSeq, a predicted model, not a curated record
UGGACUAAUGAAGGGGAAAAUGCAAAAAAUGAACUGUCACACGCCUUUGAUAACGUAUCAUUGCAUUAUCCAUCAAGAAGCUUUGUGUGGGAAGGUGCUGGGGAUGGAGGACAUUGUGACCACAGUCAUGAAAACAGUGAACUUCAUUCGGGCGCGUGGCCUGAAUCACCGUCAGUUCCAGCAGUUUUUGCUGGAGAUGGGCUCGGAACACGGGGAUGUGCUGUACCAUACAGAAGUGCGGUGGCUGAGUAGGAGCAAAGUCCUCAAGCGAUUUUUCGAGCUCAGGAAAGACAUUGCUCUUUUUAUGCAGAGUAAAGGAAAAUUAAUGUCUGAACUAUCAGAUCCAAAGUGGAUGUGUGACUUUGCUGUGUUGUGUGACAUAACCGACCAUCUCGCCCAGCUGAAUCAGAAGCUGCAGGGACGCAAACAAGUCAUCACGCAGAUGUCCGACACGAUCACGGCUUUCCAGCGUAAAUUGGACUUAUGGAUGUGGCAAGUGAAACAGGACAAUCUUGUUCACUUUCCUGUUUGUCAGAGCAUGUCAGCCUCAUUUCCCGAGACUUUUUCAUGUGCUCAGUUGGCUACCAAACUGAGCUGGUUAAAGACUGAGUUUGAUCGGCGCUUCUCUGACUUCAGAGCACAACAGUCUGGCUUUGACAUCUUUGCCAAUCCUUUCACCACCGAUGUCUGCACUGCACCCCAACACCUUCAGAUGGAGCUAAUUGAGCUUCAAAGCGACAGUGGCCUGAGAGCAAAGUUUCAGGAUGCUACAAUCCAGGACUUUUACCGUCUGCUGCCUCCUGGUUUGAUGCCACAGCUUCGACUUCAUGCUGCCCGUGUUCUGUCCAUGUUUGGGAGCACCUAUCUGUGCGAACAGUUUUUUUCCAUAAUGAAUCUGAACAAAAACAAGCACAGAUCACGCCUCACGGAUGACAACCUCCAUGCUGUUCUACGCAUUGCCUCAGCACAGGACCUAAAACCAGACAUUGACACACUGGUAACGGGAAAACGGUGUCAGACAUCUGGUCAGAAAACACACAGAACAUGAUCAAUCGAUAGUAGAGAGAGAAUCCACUUGGUGUGUUCAAGGACAGGCAGCAUCUCCUCAUCAAAGACUAACCGAAAAACUUGACCAAUAUAGUUGUGAACUGAGUCAACCUUUAUUUUGGUAUUUUUAGUUGAUUACAUAUUAUUUAUGUGUAGCUGCUGUAGUAAUUAUUUAAUGUU